Penicillium manginii is the source of this 663-nucleotide messenger RNA. RefSeq lists its product as uncharacterized. The transcript has a single exon. Lineage: Eukaryota; Fungi; Ascomycota; Eurotiomycetes; Eurotiales; Aspergillaceae. The record is from RefSeq and is a predicted model, not a curated record. The coding region runs from base 1 to 663 and encodes 220 amino acids.
AUGCCUCUCAUCUCCUUGCCCGAAUUUCCUGAAGACCAGACUUGGAAUAUGGUGUACGUCAAUCGAGAUCCGUCCAGCGGUGAAGUCGCAAUGGAACUACAGCAGAAAGACUUCAUUGGCAUAACACACCUUUGGCAUCCUGUGUCGGUUGACUGUCUCGAGUUAAAAAGAAUAAAGCAGUUCACCGCUACUACAUACGAAGCAACUUACUCCGGUGGCGAGCCCUUGGUUACUAUGAGCUCGCCGGUUGUUAUUGUCAAAAUUGCACGGUUCGAGUGGGAACUACCCCGUGUAUCGCAGGAGACUCUCAUUUAUAAAAGCCUGGAAGAAAAAGGUCUUGCCCCACGAUUCCUUGGCCGUGUAAUCGGUUUCAUGCUAGAGCAGCUUGAAGGGCGUGAAGCAAAUAUCAAGGAUCUUUCAUCUUGUCAAUCUGCCCUUCAGCGCCUACAUGACAUUGGCAUCCUCCAUGGCAACGCCAACAGAUAUAUAUCCAUCAUUCAAGACGAUAAGGCGCAACUGAUUGAUUUUGAGAAGAGCCAACUAUGUCAUGGCUCUACUGCAGACAUCCAAAUGAGAUGGAUAGUUUAUAUGAUCAAUUGGCGGAGGACACAGGUCGCGGUGCAGGGUUCACUCGGUGAAAUCAGCCUGAUUAAGAUAAAGUGA